Molecule: messenger RNA, 1788 nt
Organism: Momordica charantia (bitter melon)
Lineage: Eukaryota; Viridiplantae; Streptophyta; Magnoliopsida; Cucurbitales; Cucurbitaceae
Gene: ATIPCS3
Product: Inositol phosphorylceramide synthase 3
Biological process (GO): ceramide biosynthetic process
Cellular component (GO): trans-Golgi network; Golgi membrane; plasma membrane
Molecular function (GO): ceramide cholinephosphotransferase activity; inositol phosphoceramide synthase activity; sphingomyelin synthase activity
Source: RefSeq, a predicted model, not a curated record
UAUGCAUGUUCCUGUGUUUGAUAUCCAUCUUCUCAAAAUUACAACAAUAUGAGCAGCUCCGUUUUCUUCUCCGCGCCUCAAUCCUUCUCCCACCUGUUUCAAAUUUUCUUCUCCAAUGGCGUCUCUCUCCUUGUCGUUUCACAGAGAGAGAGAGGGGGGGAGAGUUUCGCGGGAUUUGGGUUCAGAUUGGAUAGAAAUCUGCAUUGACUGAAUUUAAAAUUAUUGUAGAAAAUAGAAUCAUGAUUCCGAUUUCGAAUUCUUGUUAUUUUUCCUUUUCAAAUUUCAACUCGAAUCGCGGUGUUAUGUUUCAUAUCUUGAUUCGUAUUCGUUUUACUGCUUCUUUCUUCGGUGCGAGGUUGUUGUUGUUGUUAUGAUUUCUUUUAUGACGAGCUUUAAUUUUGAUUUCAACAAUGCCUCUUCACGUUGCUCGAGAAGCUUCCAAGCUAUGGAGAAAAAUAUGCGCCGAAACGUCCAUAGAAGCUUCGCUUCUUGCCGAAAGCUGGAAAUAUAUCCUUGCCGGCAUUUUCUUUCAGUAUAUCCAUGGUUUGGCUGCUCAUGGAGUUCAUUACUUGCACCGGCCCGGGCCAACACUCCAGGACACUGGAUACUUUCUUCUUCAAGAACUCGGUGAAGACAAAGCUUAUAUUAGUGAGACUGUCUUCUUCUUUAUCUUUUUUUCUUUUGUGUUGUGGACACUGCACCCUUUCGUUUUCCAGAGCAAAAAGAUCUAUACAGUUCUGAUAUGGUGCAGGGUUCUUGCCUAUUUAGUUGCUUGUCAGUUCCUGAGGAUAAUCACAUUCUAUUCAACCCAGCUUCCUGGUCCCAACUACCAUUGUCGUGAGGGCUCAAAACUUGCCAAGCUGCCUCCUCCAGAUAGCGUAGUUGAAGUUCUGCUAAUCAACUUUCCAAGAGGGCUCAAUUACGGCUGUGGAGAUUUGAUAUUUUCAUCCCACAUGAUAUUUUCUUUAGUGUUUACUCGCACAUAUCAUAAAUAUGGAAUGGCAAGAUUUGUCAAAAUACUUGCUUGGCUUCUUUGUGUAAUUCAGAGCAUCCUCAUCUUAGCGUCUCGCAAGCAUUAUACAGUAGAUGUCAUUGUUGCUUGGUAUACUGUAAAUUUGGUUACAUUUUUUGUCGACAGAAAGUUGCCAGAGUUGCCCGAGAGGCCUUCUGGCACCGUAUCACCUUCGCUUCUUCCAUUGAGCUCCAAGGAUAGCAAGGACAAGGAAGAGCUUCACAGGCUUGUGAAUGGAAAUUCUGUGGGAAUUACUCAUUGAAGAAGAUGAAUGAAAAGUUGUGAAUGUCUCUGGUAAUGAUUUUCUUUUUAGCCCUUUCUUUAUAUGGAAAGGUCGGGGCCGGGGCAUGUCAGUUGAGAAUUUCAGAUAGGGAUGAUCUUAGUGACUUAGACAGGAAGAGACUAACAGCAUAGAGAGGGUAARCAAAGGCAUGGGCUGAAGAUAGCUGUGAUGCCGUUUGGAAAGUUGGAAAUGGAAUCUUGAACUGAUGGCCAUCCUGUAAUUAUAGGCUGUGUUGUUUUGCUAGGAUCUGAAUACAGUGCAGUUUUUUCUUUCAGAAAGAAAAAAUUCAUUCUGUUCCAAUUGAUUUUUUUUUCCUUUCCUAGUUAAAUUUUGUAAAGUAGUCAACUAGUCAGAUGGAGAUCCAGUCAGAUUUUUACUCUAAAUUUGGUUCAAAUGAUAACCAACAUCAUAAGAAGUCAAGAAAAUGAUCAAUUAAGGGUAGAUUCAAGUAGAUUUUGUUCACUUAGUGCUAAAAUAUGACUGUUAAUUAUUA